Phyllotreta striolata is the source of this 2542-nucleotide messenger RNA. NCBI's taxonomy places the organism in Eukaryota, Metazoa, Arthropoda, Insecta, Coleoptera, Chrysomelidae. The record is from the annotation of a GenBank genome assembly.
AGAAGGUCAGCAUCAGGAAUUACACGCCCAAGAUACUCAACCAGGAGAUCAACAUGGGCAUGUGGAUUUGACCAUAAUUUCCAUAACAAUUUUCGGCGUAAAAUGGCGAUGUUAUUGGGCCAAGUGGCGAAUUUCGCCAUCGGAUUGUCCACGAAUCCAUUGACUUUCAUCGGAUUGGUGCCCGUUUUUGCGGCGGGAUUAGCCUUCAUGCGGUACAUUUCCAUCGAUCCCGAACAACACCCAGUCAAUAUUCUAAAUGUUAGACCGGAGUACGACUUCGUGGUGAUAGGGGGCGGCUCGGCGGGGGCGGUGGUGGCCUCCAGGCUGUCGGAGAUAUCCAACUGGACGGUGCUGUUGCUGGAGGCCGGCGGCGACGAGAACGAAAUCUCCGACAUACCGUCGCUGAGCGGCUACCUCCAAAUGUCCCAAAUGGACUGGAUGUACCAGACGUCGCCGCCCGGCGAUUCGCCCUACUGCCUGGCCAUGCUCGGCGACAGGUGCAACUGGCCCAGGGGUAAGGUGUUGGGCGGUUCGAGCGUACUCAACGCGAUGGUCUACGUCAGAGGAAACCGACGGGACUACGAUUAUUGGGAGCUACAAGGAAACCCGGGUUGGUCCUACGAAAACGUGUUGCCAUAUUUCCUUAAAUCGGAGGACAACAGGAACCCGUAUUUAGCGAAAACUCCUUACCACCGAGAAGGUGGAUACCUCACCGUGCAAGAAUCCCCGUGGAGAACUCCCCUGUCAAUCGCCUUCCUCCAAGCCGGCAGGGAACUCGGCUAUCAAAUCAGAGAUUGCAACGGGGAGAUACAGACCGGUUUUAUGCUCACCCAAGGAACGAUCAGAAGAGGAUCUAGAUGUUCGACGGCCAAAGCGUUUCUCCGGCCGGUGCGCAACAGAAAGAACCUCCACGUAGCCAUGUACUCGCAAGUGACGAAAAUCAAAAUCCACCCUAAAACUAAGCAAGCCUACGGGGUGAGAUUCGUGCGAAACAAUCGAGCGCAAACGGUGCGAGCGAAAAGAGAAGUCAUAGUGAGCGCGGGGGCCAUUGGUGGGCCCCAAUUGCUCAUGCUCUCGGGAGUAGGACCGAAAGAGCAUUUGGAAUCCUUCGGUAUACCGGUUUUGAGCGAUUUGAAAGUCGGUCACAACCUACAGGACCACGUGGGAUUGGGAGGACUAACAUUCAUCAUCGACGACCCGAUUACGUUUACCAAAAAACGUUACCAAACUCUGCAAGUCGCCAUGCAGUACAUUAUGAACGAAAGAGGACCGAUGUCGUCCAUAGGAGGAAUCGAAGGCCUGGCGUUCGUCAACACCAAGUACGCCCCGAAAUCCGGCCUGUGGCCCGACAUCCAAUUCCACUUCGCCCCCAGCAGCAUAAACUCCGAUCCGGAGCAAAUACGCAAGAUCAGCGGCCUGCGCGACAGCGUCUACAACACCGUCUACAAGCCGUUGAAGAACUCCGAAACCUGGACCAUCCUGCCGCUGUUGCUCCGGCCCAAGAGCACCGGCUGGGUGCGCCUGAAAUCCAAAGACCCCAACGUCUAUCCGGACAUAAAUCCCAAUUAUUUCACGCACAAAGAAGACGUGCGAACGCUUACGGAAGGCAUCCGGAUCGCCUUGAACGUUUCCGCGUCCAGCGCCUUCCAGAGAUUCAAUUCCCGACCGCACAAGAUACCAUUUCCCGGUUGCAGGCAAUACGCCUUCGAUACGGACGAGUUUUGGGAAUGCUCCAUACGGCACUUCACGUUUACGAUCUACCAUCCGACCUCCACGUGUAAGAUGGGGCCCAGGACUGACCCCGACGCCGUGGUGGAUCACAGAUUAAGGGUGUACGGAGUCGAACGAUUGCGCGUCAUCGACGCCUCCAUAAUGCCCACUAUAGUCAGCGGGAACACCAACGCGCCCACCAUUAUGAUCGGCGAAAAGGGCGCCGAUAUGAUCAAGGAGGAUUGGGGCGUCGAAAUCGGGCGCUCUUGCGGCGGAACUUGCGCCAGUGGUGACGCGGAUAAUAGAUGAUUUGGACUUGUUGAAGGUGUGAAUGCUAAGAUUUAGGAUGUACUCGAAUGUACUUUGAUUGUAACUGGCCUUUUAAAUCUCACCCAAUGUAGCUUUGCAAUUGAAAGUCGCAUUAGUGCAAACAGGGAAGAGACUUUUAAUGCCUAAGAAAUGUCAGAUGGUACAAAUUUCCAAUGGAAAUCUUACCACCUUAUCAUCGCUUCACUAAAAUUUGUUAUAUUAGUGCAUCAACUGCUAAAAUAUUCGAAUUGCCAAGCUACAUUGGUGAGGUAUAAAAAGACUCUAAUGAAUUACAUACUUGUUAAUUUGGAGUACCUAAUGGUAUUUUAUAAAAAACCGUUGUACAAAAUAGGUGCUUUAUUAAAGCCGCAACUUCAAUAAAACUAGUCAAUGCACAACGAUUUUAUAAGUAAUUUUAAUACGAAACCAUUGUAAAUUUUAUUGUACAUUUUAAAUAAGUAUCUAUUUAUUUUUUUUAUACUUUUUUUUGUAGAUACUGUAAUAUACAUUUUAUAAUAAAAAC